This is a messenger RNA of Ipomoea triloba (trilobed morning glory), 771 nucleotides long. RefSeq names its product leucine-rich repeat receptor-like protein kinase PXC2. The transcript is spliced from 2 exons. The record is from RefSeq and is a predicted model, not a curated record. Lineage: Eukaryota; Viridiplantae; Streptophyta; Magnoliopsida; Solanales; Convolvulaceae. Bases 1 to 771 code for a protein of 256 amino acids. Gene Ontology annotation, molecular function: protein binding.
AUGUUCAAUGCAAGCAUCUCAGAUGCUAUCCCUGAUUGGUUUGGAAAUUUAUUCCGGACUUGCAGUGCAAUACAUCUCUCUAAAAAUGAUAUUAGAGGAAAACUCCCCAUGAGUGUUGAAGAUGGUUCCAUGAGUGAAUUCAAGUUUUCAAGCAAUCAUUUGACUGGUGAAAUUCCAAAGUGGCUAUGCAAUUUAAAAGGUUUAAAUAUCUUUGAUAUUUCUUCAAAUAAGUUGUCUGGAGAAAUACCUUCGUGCUUUGGAGAACUACAAGAGUUGAAAUAUUUAGAUUUGGGGAAUAACCAUUUAUAUGGUCACAUUCCAAAUUCAUUGGGAUCUCUAAGUAAACUCUACUCUCUGCACUUGCAGAACAACAAAUUUGAAGGGGGACUCCCUUCAAGCUUGCAAAAUUUAACAAGGUUGAUCACCUUGGAUUUAAGUGAAAAUGGAUUAAUGGAUGUUAUUCCUCCUUGGAUCGGAGAAAACCUAGCAAGUCUGAGGUUUCUUAAUUUUCGGAAAAAUAAUUUCUUUGGAGAUAUUCCAUUGCAAUUGUGUUACCUGAAUGAUCUUCAGUUGUUGAACUUGGCAAAUAACAACAUUUUUGGGUCUAUCCCUCGGUGUUUCAACAACUUCACUGCAAUGGUUAACGACUCAAUAACUGGGCGUGGUAUCAAUUCUGCCAUGUAUGAGGAAAACAUUUAUGAAGAUAUAAAAAGGGAAUCAUAUAAUUGGAGAGAUCCCAACACAACUAAUGUGUUUGCUUUCAUUGAAUAA